Messenger RNA from Sebastes umbrosus (honeycomb rockfish), 2444 nucleotides. RefSeq lists its product as uncharacterized. NCBI's taxonomy places the organism in Eukaryota, Metazoa, Chordata, Actinopteri, Perciformes, Sebastidae. Gene Ontology annotation, molecular function: GTPase activity. The record is from RefSeq and is a predicted model, not a curated record. The transcript is spliced from 12 exons. Bases 351 to 1706 code for a protein of 451 amino acids.
GCAGAAGUCUAGUUUUCUCCCAGAACACUUGAAUUACAAUAUGCUGAAAGGUUAUUAUGGAAUUUAUGGCCAAUGAUGCCAAAAAUAUUCUGCCUACUGCAGGUUUAAGUGGCAGUUUCAGGUUUCAAGUACAUGUAUGACGCUACAUUAAUUCACUACAUUACCCACAAGGCUGUGCGUCAAAAAGCCGCUCUAAGCUGACGACGUGGCCGAGGCAGCGUUACGUCUCCACCUUCAGCGGACCGGGGCGAUUCAAACAAGGCGAACCGGCUUUUGUUCGUAGCUCGUUCAGAGAGUCGUUGACUUCAACAAGUCUCUACAGGAGUUUUGAUAUCACCACCGUCUCUACAAUGUCUGGGAAAGUGAAGAGCCGAAGUGCCGCUAACGCAGACUCUCUGUCCGGCGGAGUGUCCUGUGAUGAGCGCAUCCUGCGGGACUGCCACCAGCUGUACAUGGAGCCGGACAGCGGGUUGAUCUCAGUAGCCGAGUCGCUCGGUGUGAAGUUGCUGGCACCCAGAAAAAAGAUCACUGUGAUGCUGAUGGGCAACCACUCUGCUGGGAAAAGCUCCUUCAUCAACUGGUAUGUUGAAGAGCACAUCCAGCGCACGGGAGUGGCGAUAGAGACCCAAGGCUUCAGCUUUGUUACAAGUGGGCGCAAGAGAGAAUCUCUCACAGGAAACGCCACCCUUCAUCUAUAUCCACACUUCAAGCCUCUGCAAGAGUUCAAAGGCGUUUCGGAGUACUUGAGCACAGAGAUCUGCACGUCCCGACAGAAACGGUUCAGCCUGGUGACAUUCGUGGAUUCGCCAGGAUUGGUGGAUGGCGAUAUGAAAUAUCCCUUUGACGUGGACGAGGUUCUCAUGUGGCUGGGUGAUCUCUGUGACCUGAUUCUGGUCUUCUUUGACCCCAUGGGUCAGGCUCUGUGCAAGCGCACCCUCAACAUCGUGGAGAACCUGAAUGAGAAACACGGGGACCGACUGCAUUUUUACCUGAGCAAGGCUGACGAGGCCGGGGGAGAGUCGGACAGACAGAGAGUGAUGAUGCAGAUCGUCCAGGAGCUCUGCAAGCGACCGGGACUCAACAAAUGUGGUUUUGACAUGCCCACCAUCUACGUUCCUAAUCCAAAUAAGCCGAGUCGCUGUGUCAACCAGAUUGAGGAGGUGUGUCGCACCGUAGAAAAAACCAUCAACCAAACCGUCCAAAAUACACUCAACUCCCUGGAGAAGGACUGCGAGGUCAUCAGCGAGGCCAUCGCUGAUACGCUCAUUAACGACAGGCAGAUCAGCGUUACGAACCGCCGGGCGCGCUUUAAGAGCUGCUGCAUGACUCUGCUGGGCUUCACCAUCCCUAUGGCUCUGAUGGUCUUAAUGGUGCUGGGCGUUAUGUCCCAGCCGCUGCUGGAGGCGGCUCUGGGCCGCGAGGGCACAGAGACGCUCUCACUCUACCUGACUCCCGUAGUGAAAGUAUUUGAGUCGCUCUCUGUGGAGGAGCAGCUUUACAGCUGUGGAGGAAUGGUCGUCCUCUCCUUCCUCCUGCUCCUCAUCGCACGCUUCUCCUUCAGGACUCAACCAACUCUUUCAGGCAAACAGAAGAGGCAGCUGCAGGAGAAGCUGGAGUACGUUCAGGAGGUGGUCAAGUCCAAAAAGAAAAAGCUGUAUGAAGAAUACCUUCGCCAGAGCGUCAGUGAUCACGACAUGAACUUGUAGAGAAGGACAGAGAUGUACACAACGACUUGGCGUCCCCACACACUGACGCUGGACCAAAUAAAAUGAAAGCUUGGCCGAGGUUUCAUUCUGACCACUCGAUGCCGGAUCCCGUUGAAGUGUGCGGAUGUAAAUUAUAAGCACACGGUGCACUCGUAGAAACCCAUCCAAGACGUGGUGCUUUGGAUACUGUAACGCCUGUUUACUUAUUUGAUGAUGUUACCUCUGUAAACACUUUAAAACCACACUACCUGCAGAUAACUAGGGUUUGUUACUGAUCACUUAUUUGUUGUGAGCAUUUCUAUAAUGUCCAUGCUUUUUGUGCCUCCGCUCCAGUCAAAGGAAUUCAGGCUUAUUAUACCACUUUAAGAUAUUUAAACAAACUAUUUAUAAUAUUCCUUUAUGAAAGAAAUAGUAUUUUGGUUAAACGGCGCGUAGCACUUGUUUACAUGAGUCUCUUUGUACGAGUUAGUGUUUCUGAAGACUUUCACCAGCUUUUUAUACAGUACUCUAGCUGCUUGGUAUCAUGAAGUUACAGUUUUGGCAUUAAUCCACUUCACAUCAUGAAUGUCUAUGUUGGGCUAAUAUGUAGAAUAUUCAAUUAUCCGCACAACUGAAGUUAAUAUCCAGCGAUCAAACAUUUUACCAGAGAUGAAAUCAACUUUUUUCUAUUUUCUUGUUCUACAUUGUGACCAUGUUUUAAUUACUAAUGACUUCAAUAAAAAAACAGUGUUCAAUAAA